UUGAACAUUUGCGCCGGCACAGCCACACGUGUGUUUCUAUGGACCACGGAGUGCUUUAAGUUUGAUAUUUCUUUAUUAAAGUGUAAAAACCACAGCGACAAAUAUGGGGAAGAAACUGAAAGUCGGAAAAACCAGAAAGGAUAAGUUCUAUCACCUGGCUAAAGAAACAGGUUAUCGCUCUCGUUCUUCCUUCAAACUCAUCCAGCUGAACCGUAAAUUUCAGUUUCUACAGAAAGCCAGAGCUCUGAUCGACCUGUGUGCUGCUCCUGGUGGAUGGUUGCAGGUGGCAUCUAAGUUUAUGCCUGUAUCCAGUCUCAUUAUUGGUGUUGACCUGGUGCCCAUCAAGCCCAUCCCCAAUGUAGUGGCGCUGCAAGAAGACAUCACCACAGACAAAUGCAGACAGGCUUUACGGAAGGAACUGCAGACUUGGAAGGUCGACGUUGUGCUAAAUGACGGAGCCCCGAAUGUGGGAGCCAACUGGCAACAUGAUGCUUUCUCACAGGCUCAUUUGACCCUCAUGGCCCUGAAGUUGGCCUGUGAUUUUCUGACCAAAGGCGGCACUUUCGUCACCAAGGUCUUCCGCUCCAAGGACUACCAGCCACUCCUCUGGAUCUUCCAGCAGUUCUUCAAGAAAGUUCAGGCCACCAAGCCGCAGGCGUCUAGGAACGAGUCCGCCGAGAUCUUUGUCAUCUGUCAGGGUUUUCUUGCCCCAGACAAAAUCGACAGUAAGUUCUUUGACCCCAAGCAUGCGUUCAAAGAGGUGGAGGUGCAGGCCAAAACUGUGAGGGAGCUGAAUCCUGUCAAGAAGCCAAAGGCGGAGGGAUACGCAGACGGUGAUCUGACACUCUACCACAGUUUCACAGUGACAGCCUUUUUGAAAGCUGAAAAUGCCAUAGACUUCCUGGACAAAGCCAGUGAGAUCACCUUUGACAACACAGACCUGCAGUCUCACCCAGCCACUAGCGAUGAGAUAAAGGAAUGUUUACGUGACAUCAAAGUGCUGGGCCGCAAAGAGCUCCGCCUGCUGCUGAACUGGCGAACCAAACUGAGGAGAUUCCUGGCCAAAAAACUGAAGGGGGAGGCCAAACAGCUGGACCCGGAGAUUGACUUAAGUUCUGAUGAAGAAAAGGCUGAAUCAGAGGAAGAGCCAGACAAGAAGACAGAGGAGGAGGAAGAGAAGGAGGAGGGGAAAGAAGAGGAUGACGAGGAGGAAGAAAUGGUGAAGAAACUGGCAGAACUGAAAGCUGAGGAGGUCGCUGAGCUCAAACGGAAGAAGAGGAAGCUGCUGAAGGAGCAGAGGAAGCAGAGGGAGAGGGUGGCGCUGAAGAUGGACCUGCCUGGCGUCUCCAUCGCAGAUUCCAACGACUCAUCCAUGUUCUCCCUCAGCACCAUCAAGAAGCAAAAGGCGCUGGCUGAUAUAUCCAAAGGGGACAUGCAGGUGGCAGACACCCUGGUAGAAGAGGGUGAGGAUGUCUACCUGUCUGAGGAAGAGGACGACGAUGCGGAUGCAAUGUCCCUGGCCUCUGAUUUAGAUGAUAAGGACAUGGAGGAGGUGGAGCAGAGGCAGAAAGAGCUGGAGAAGAAAGCACCAAAGAAGAAAGUAACAUUCACUGAAGAAGAAGAAGAGGAGGAGGAGGAAGGACAGGAUAGUGGCUUGCUAGUGGAACUGGAAGGAAAGGAUGAGAAGAAGGCGCGACAGACUGACCUGUGGUUCAGCAAGGGCAUCUUCUCUGAGAUCAACCUAGAAGGAGACGCAGAGAGCGAGCUUCGACAGACCGAGUGGCUUCAGAGCAAACAAAAAGGCAAAAAGAGGAAAGCUGAAGAAGAAGAGGAGGAGGAGGAGCAGGAGGCUGAAGAGAAGGUUGCUCCACCAGAGAAGGAAAAGGCGGGACCUUCAAAGGAAGCUGAAGAGGGGAGUGACAGCGACUCAGACGACAGCAGCGACGAUGAAAAGGAGAUCACCAGGAUGAAGCAGGUCACCAAAGGGGCCAAUGGGAUGUUGGGAGAGGCCAACGACGAUGACUUCCAGGUUGUUCCUGUAGAAAGUACCAGUAAAAAAGCCAGGAUCCUGGAUGCAGAGGGCCUCGCCCUGGGCUGUCAGAUCGCUACGUCUAAGAAGAGAGCCAGGGAUCUGAUGGAUGGCUCCUUCCACAGGUUUGCUAGCUCAGAGGAGCCGUGGGAUGUACCGGAGUGGUUCCUGGACGACGAACGGAAACACCGGAAGAAACCGGUGCCGGUUACCAAGGAGAUGGUGGAGGAGUACAAACAAAAAUGGAAGGAGAUCGAUGCCCGACCCAUCAAACGAGUUGCUGAGGCCAAGGCCAGGAAGAAGAGGAGGAUGCUGAAGAAGAUGGAGCAGGCUAAGAAGAAAGCAGAGGCAGUUGUCAACACAGUGGACAUCUCUGAGAGGGAGAAGAUGGCUCAGCUGAAGAGUAUCUACAAGAAAGCAGGUUUGGGGAAGGAGAAGAGAGAAGUAACAUACGUCGUGAGCAAAAAGGGGGCUGGCAAGAAGGUGAGGCGGCCCGCCGGCGUCAAGGGAGCGUUUAAAGUGGUGGACAGUCGCAUGAAGAAAGACAUGCGGGGGAUGCAGAGGAAAGAGCAACGUGCUAAAGGAGGCAAAGGAAAAGGCGGCAAAGGAAGAGGAGGGAUGAAGGGUGGAAAAGGGCGGAAAGGAAGAUAAAUGUGAACCUGUAGCGCUCUCACAGUCCUGCCUUUCUCACCAUUAAACAUCGCCUGGUUUGAAGUUACAGGCGAGCAUUUAUGGAGCUUUGUGAGCUCCAAAGUUUGACCUCCUGUCUUGUGUGUACAGACACCAGAAUGAACUUUGGUCACUCACACGGAUGCCCUCUUUUUAGCAACUUGUGCUGAAGUUAAUCCGCUGGAUACUUGAGAUAUGUUCUGUGGGUAUUUAAAUGCUGCUGUUCUGUGCACGUCUUUGUGAAGAUGUUGAUCUGAGUGGUUUCACUGAACAGCUGAACUGCCAGUGGCAGUACAUCGAGUAAAACACAAUAACAAUCAAUGUGUUCUCCAGAAAUGUUGCUAUUAAUAUUGUAAAUAUUAUAUACACAUUUUGCAAUAAAAGUUUUGUCCAAUAAUUUA
Messenger RNA from Epinephelus fuscoguttatus (brown-marbled grouper), 3099 nucleotides. It is a transcript of the gene ftsj3, whose product is annotated as FtsJ RNA 2'-O-methyltransferase 3. Gene Ontology annotation, molecular function: rRNA (uridine-2'-O-ribose)-methyltransferase activity; rRNA (guanine) methyltransferase activity. Gene Ontology annotation, cellular component: nucleolus; preribosome, large subunit precursor; nucleus. The record is from RefSeq and is a predicted model, not a curated record. Gene Ontology annotation, biological process: maturation of LSU-rRNA from tricistronic rRNA transcript (SSU-rRNA, 5.8S rRNA, LSU-rRNA); maturation of 5.8S rRNA from tricistronic rRNA transcript (SSU-rRNA, 5.8S rRNA, LSU-rRNA); rRNA methylation. Bases 104 to 2680 code for a protein of 858 amino acids. The transcript has 21 exons. Lineage: Eukaryota; Metazoa; Chordata; Actinopteri; Perciformes; Serranidae.